Toxorhynchites rutilus septentrionalis is the source of this 897-nucleotide messenger RNA. RefSeq lists its product as uncharacterized. The transcript is spliced from 2 exons. The coding region runs from base 170 to 772 and encodes 200 amino acids. Lineage: Eukaryota; Metazoa; Arthropoda; Insecta; Diptera; Culicidae. The record is from RefSeq and is a predicted model, not a curated record.
UCCGACCGGUCGGUUGGUGCAGUUUUCCGAACGAAUCAGGCUCCCGUUGCAUUACUCUGUGGGGGACAUCUGCGGUUGAAAUAAAUUAGAGAAGAUUAGACCUGGCCGUCGUGUUUGCUUUCUGCAAGCAGCACAUGUUUGUGUUUGUUGUUGGUGUUGUUGUUGUUGGAUGUGGGUGAUAGCGACAAUAACAAGUCUGAAGGUCAACACUGAUAAAAACUUCAACCGAAAGCGGAGAACUGAAAUGGGCUGGCUUAUAAUUUCAAUUAUAGUUCUCGUGCCAACUCUGCUCGACCAGCGUACAAGUGCAGCCCCAGUCCUGGUGCUGGUUGCAAACGGAAAUGAAAUCACAAUCAAUCUGCCCGAGGGUAUCAACAGCUUCAACAACAACAACCGGCUGGUGAACGUGGUGAGCAAUUCCGGAAACAAUAACCCGUCGGUAUUUGAUUGGAUUGGAGGUAAUGGAGCGAACAAAGCACCGCGGCUUACGAUUGGCGGGGCGAACCAGGGCAACAACGGAAUGGGUGCGAAACGAGACACGGCGGCACUGAUUGAUGCGCUACAGAAAAACGGAAGUGGUAGCUCAAGUAGCUCCAGCCUUGCUGGUGACAGCUCGUAUGAUGGACAUGGCGAAAGUAGAGAGAGUGCGGAAACGGUGGACCGAGUGGACAAAGUUGAUGUAGCCACAACAACCGAGGCUUUCAGGAUGUUUGAGAGGAGUAGAUUGAACACUACAAAAGCAACUACGGUAACGUCACAGAACUAUGAGUGAAUGCGAUUGCUGUGGGUAAUGCACUCCGAAGUAUUUUUUUUUAUUUCUUUUUGCUCGUUCAGUUUUGUAUAAAUAAAGUGUGGUGCAAUAAAGUGUAUCAUAUAAGCGCGAUCCUAUAUAUUGGA